Molecule: messenger RNA, 921 nt
Organism: Rhagoletis zephyria (snowberry fruit fly)
Lineage: Eukaryota; Metazoa; Arthropoda; Insecta; Diptera; Tephritidae
Gene: Argl
Product: Argininosuccinate lyase
Cellular component (GO): cytosol
Molecular function (GO): argininosuccinate lyase activity
Source: RefSeq, a predicted model, not a curated record
UGCAAACAGUUGCGUUCUAAAAUUUAAACAGUGCAGAUCGUAGUGAGAGCGAUCGCGAGCGAACAGACUGCGUGCCUUUUUCUUAACGAUCGACGGGGAUUUGUGUUAAAACGCACAGACAAUAACGUCCAGUCGCCUACACGCAAAUUUUUCCACCAACAACUAACUAUCAACCACAACUACAAUAGCGUAAUGGCUGCGCAACAGCUGUGGGGCGGCCGUUUCGGUGAUGCUGAGGGUAAAACCAGUGAAUGCUUGGCCAAAUUGAAUUGCAGUCUGCCGCUCGAUUCCCGCUUCUACUCCGAAGAUAUCGACGGUAGCAUAGCCUACGCCGAAGCGCUGGCAAGAUCACGCCUAAUUACUGAUAAAGAGGCAGCCAACAUUGGCGCCGCUUUGGAAGUAGUACGUCGCGAAUGGAAAGAUGGUAGCAUCAAAUUUCUACCCAGCGAUGAGGAUGUACACACAGUGAAUGAACGUCGACUCACCGAGCUAAUCGGUGAUGUGGGCAAACGUUUGCAUACUGGUCGCAGUCGCAAUGAUCAAGUGAUCACCGAUAUGAAAUUGUGGUUGCGCCGCGGCAUACGAGAAACGUUGCAUGGUUUGCGUGCGGUGAUCGAGGCUGCAGUGCAGCAGGCGCAAAAGAAUUUGGGUGCACUCAUGCCGGGCUAUACGCACUUGCAGCGCGCUCAGCCGGUGCAAUUCUCACAUUGGAUGCUCUCGCAUGCCUUCGCACUGCACGCGGACUGUCAGCGCUUGUUGGAGUUGAAAGAGCGCGCUAAUUUGUUGCCCUUGGGUAGCGGCGCCUUGGCUGGCAAUCCGUUGGGUGUUGAUCGCGAGUGGCUGGCUAAGCGUUUGAAUUUUGCCGGCGUGACGCCGAACAGCAUGCACGCGGUCGGUGAUCGUGAUUUUGUGGGUAAGUGA